GUAGGAAAAAGAAGAAAAGCGGAAAAGAAGGGAAAAUGUGAAGGAAGCUUAGGAGGGUAGAGGAAAAGAGGGAAAUGCAUAAAAAUAAAAAAUAAAAAAUCAUAAUGUCUACUGCCGGAAGGGAGCAAAAUGCUCCCAACUUCCCUUGUUUCUUACGUUGUAAAUUAUAUUUCGUAUAAUGAGAAACCAAUAUUCCUACUCCGAGGAUAUAGACACAACUUGCCGAAUCUCGUUACUAUACAACAAACCUAUAACUACACAACAAUUCGAUCAAUCACCUUAAGUUCAACCAUACAUAUACCAAGAUUCAAGUUUUUAUAAACUUUCGUGAUGAAACUAACUGAACAUUACAAGUGCCACAUUAUUAUGUGGUUAUAUCAAGUUUUAAAUUUUGUCUCAUAAUCACAUCAUCUUUAGGAUAAUCAAUCUUGCAGUUGAAUAUAUAAACCUUUGAUAUGGUGAUAUUGGAAACACUAGUUGGUGGGCUGAUUGGUAGAAAUGGUUUCAACAAUUUAGGGACGAGAAAUGAGCAUUGAGCAACGAUCAAAAUAUGUUUCCUUUUAUCACAAAAGAUGUUUGCGCAAUUAGAAGUGCAUUUUAUCACAAAAAGAUGAGCAACGAUCAAUAUAAUUGUUAUUUAUUUAUAAAAUCACACAUAAAACAAGAAGUAAUCUUUUCUUUUUCUUUUCAUCUCUGCCACUAGCAACCGACCAUGACUUACAGAAACGCUUUAUGGGUCAACGGAUGGGAACGACCCAUUUUAUAAUUGUUUGCAAAUUUUUCUGGAAGUAGAUGGAAAGGACCCAAUUACAUAUUUCCCCUGCUCACGGACAUUUGCAUUGCACCUAGCAAACACCAGUUUUUUUGUUUGAACAUUGAUCCACAUCAAUGGCUCUUGUGAAAACAUCUCCAGGAACCUCCUCUGAUUCCAACACUUUUCAGGGUUAUAGCUACGACGUGUUCUUGAGCUUCAGAGGCGAAGAAACUCGCAAGACUUUUACCGACCACCUCUACACAGCCUUGAACAAUGCAGGAUUUCUUACGUUCCGAGACGACGAUGAACUUGAGAGAGGAGAAGAUAUAAAGCCAGGACUGCGGAAAGCGAUCCAGCAGUCACGAACUUCUGUUGUCGUGUUUUCGAAAGAUUACGCAUCAUCCAGUUGGUGUCUUGAUGAGCUUGUGCUGAUCCUUGAACGCAAGCGGACCACCUCGGACCAUGUAGUUUUACCAGUCUUCUACGAUGUCGAUCCGUCCCACGUGAGGAAGCAGACAGGAAGUGUUAGAAAAGCAUUUGCUAGAAGCCAGAAAAAUCAGUCACCGGAAAAGGUGGAGGGAUGGAGGAGGGCACUUGCAGAGAUUGCAGAUCUAGCAGGCAUGGUCUUACAAAAUCAAGCUGAUGGGUAUGAGUCAAAGUUUAUCAAAAAAAUUGUUAAAGUGAUAAGAGACAAGUUAAGUCGCAUGCCAUUGAGUGUUGAACCAAAAUUGAUUGGAAUUCAAUCUCAAGCGGAACACAUCAAUUUGUGGUUACAAGAUGGAUCAAGUAACGUUGGUAUAUUUGUUGUGUAUGGCAUGUCUGGAAUAGGGAAGACAACCAUUGCAAAACAUGUUUACAAUUCAAACUUUAGAAGCUUUCAAGGAAGUAGUUUCAUUGAAAAUAUCAAAGAAACAGAAGAUCGACCAAAUGGCUUAGUUCAUAUACAAAUGCAACUUCUUUGUGAUAUUUUGAACGACAGAGAAGUGAAAAUACACAGUGUUAGUGAGGGAUUAAUUAAGAUUGAAAGGGCCAUAAGCUUUAGAAGAGUUCUACUUGUUCUUGAUGAUCUUGACCAAAUGGACCAAUUAGAUGCAAUCCUAAGGAUGAAAGAUCAUUUUUAUCCGGGAAGUAAGAUACUAAUAACAACUAGGCGUGAAAGGUUGCUAAAGGUAGAUCAAGUUACAGAGUUGCACAGAGUUCAAACUUUGGAUUACAAUGAAUCAUUAAAGCUUUUCAGUUGGCAUGCUUUUGGCCAGGACAAUACCAUAGAAGAAUACAUGGAGCACUCAAAACAGCUAGUGCAACAUAGCGACGGACUUCCAUUAGCUCUAAAAGUUUUGGGUUCUUCUUUAUCAGGGCAAAGUAUAGGUGUAUGGGAAAGUGCAUUGGAGAAGCUAAAAGUUAUUCCUGAUGGUCAAAUCAUGAAUAAACUAAGAAUAAGCUAUGAAAGUUUAAAAGAUGACCAUGACCGGAAAUUAUUCCUCCACAUUGCUUGUUUCCUAAUAGGAAGGAACAAAAGUUACAUUGUUAGAAUAUUGGAUGAAUGUGAUUUCUAUACAACCAUUGGCAUUCAAAAUCUCAUUGAUAGAUGCUUGGUGACACUUGAUGAACACGGCAAGGUGAAAAUGCAUGACAUGAUUCGUGCUAUGGGAAGAGAAAUUGUUCGCCAAGAAUCAGAAGAGCCUGAGAAACGUAGUAGAUUAUGGCGCCAUAAGGAUUCUUUCCAAGUAUUGAGGAAAAAGAAUGGUACAAAAAAAAUCCAAGGUCUUGUCCUGGAUAUGCGUAACCAUCCUGCAAAUAGUCCAAUAAACACAAAUGAGAUAGUCUUGGAAACCAAUGCAUUUGCAAGGAUGUGCAAUUUACAACUACUCCAUCUUAGUCAUGUACGACUGGAUGGAUGUUAUGCAGAUUUCCCUACAGAAUUAAGAUGGUUGUGUUGGCUUGAAUUUCCUUUGGAUUCUAUACCAAUUGAUUUUCCUUUGGAGAACGUAAUUGUUCUUGAAAUGCAAUACAGUAGCUUGAGACAAGUAUGCAAAGGAACAAAAUUUCUUCCAUCGUUGAAGAUCCUUGACGUCAGCCAUUAUCAUGGCCUUAGUGAAACCAUUGACUUCUCACUUUUCCUCAAUCUAGAGGAACUGAUUCUUGUAGAUUGCACAAGCCUAAAGAAUGUUCAUGAAUCCAUUGGAAACCUGAAGAGACUAGUGUACUUGAAUAUGAAGGAUUGCAAGAAUCUUAGCAUGCUUCCAAAGAACAUGUGCAUGCUUAAAUCACUUGAAACGCUCAUUUUAUCUGGUUGCUCAAAUCUUGAUGAGUUUCCAGUAGAGAUGAUGAAGAAGAUGGAGUCUCUGAAAGUUCUUGAGACAGAUGGAAUUCCAAUAAGUGAAUUAUGGCCAGAAAGAAGUUCAGCUAUGUUGAGUUCUUUUCCAUGCUCUUUAGUAGAGUUAAGUUUGAAAGGGUGCAAUCUUUCUGAUGAUGUCCUUCCUAUGGAUUUAAGUAAUCUAUUCUACUUGCGAAGACUACAUUUAGAUAAGAAUCCAAUUUGCAAUUUGCCAGUUUUCAUCAAAGGUUUGAGAAGGAUCGAUGAACUCACUUUCGAGGGUUGUGAUAGGCUCGAAUCACUUGUGGGGUUGCCGGAAGUACACCAAUGGAUAAGUAUAGCCGGAUGCAUAUCAUUAAGAAAAAUAACGUUUCAUUCCCCUGAGAAAUGUUGUCCAAUAUGUGUGGGUGACAACUGGAAUCUUGUUGAGUGGGAGUGCUAUUACAAGUUAGAGCCCAUUGAUAGAGUUGAAGUGGAAAUUAUCAAACUUUUGGGCUUGUGCAACUUCGAAUCCAUGCCAGCUGUUCGAAUGCGUAAUCCACACACAUACAAGGAUCCAAAAGAAGUCCCCGUCCAGGGACUAUAUCAACGUGGUAUAUUCAGCACGUUUUUUGUUGGGAAUGAGGUUCCAGGCCGGUUCAGCUAUAAAAGUACCAAGUCCUCGAUAUCUUUUAUUGUCCCUUUACUACUUGCUAGUCACCGAAUUCGAGGCUUGAACAUCUUUGCUACCUAUGCAAAGGAAAAUUCAAAUAAUUAUUUUACUAUGCCUAGAAUUGCUCCAAUAAUGAUCAAAGUGAGAAACAAGAGCAAGGGUCUGAAGUGGAUCUAUAGCCCAGUAUUCUAUGGUAUCCCAGGUGACGGAGAAGAUAUGAUAUGGUUGAGCCAUUGGAAGAUGGAGAAUAAAACAAUAUUACAAUGUGGAGAUGAAGUAGUGGUUUCGGUAAUAACCGGACCACAUGACUUGUUUUGGGUAAAGGAGUUUGGUGUCGAGCUUGUGCAAGAGCACCAAGAAAAGAUGAGUACCCAACACAACACCAAAUCAGAUCCUAAUUAUCCAUUUGUUAUCGGUGGAGAUUUGAAGAUGUGGAAGUGCAUACCGGGAAUAUACUGUUGGAAAUGUGCCCUAAAACCAAUCAUAUGAUGAUACUUUACGGACAUUUCAAACUAAUGUAGUUUAAAUGUAAAGGGCAAAGAUUAUUGUUUGAGCCGUCUC
Messenger RNA from Pyrus x bretschneideri (Chinese white pear), 4284 nucleotides. RefSeq names its product disease resistance protein RUN1-like. The transcript has 5 exons. Gene Ontology annotation, molecular function: ADP binding. Gene Ontology annotation, biological process: signal transduction; defense response. Lineage: Eukaryota; Viridiplantae; Streptophyta; Magnoliopsida; Rosales; Rosaceae. Bases 889 to 4212 code for a protein of 1107 amino acids. The record is from RefSeq and is a predicted model, not a curated record.